Molecule: messenger RNA, 273 nt
Organism: Anisakis simplex (herring worm)
Lineage: Eukaryota; Metazoa; Nematoda; Chromadorea; Rhabditida; Anisakidae
Source: the annotation of a GenBank genome assembly
AACACUACGGAUCCGAUACGGAUGAAGUUAAUGGAAUCAAGCGAAGAGGACCAAGCAACAGAACCGUCGAAGACCGCAGCUGAAAAGUACUUAAUGAUCGUGACUAAAAGUAUUGAUGAAGUUGCGUCAUCCGUGCAGGAAAAUGAAUGUCGCGAUGCGGCACAAGGAGGAUGCGAGUUGGUGGUGAAAUAUGAAGUUUGUGCGACGCCAAAUGGUAUGAAGGCCUGUCGAAAAACUUGUGGUGGUUGUGAAGGUAAUAUCACGUUUCGCUAA